Messenger RNA from Durusdinium trenchii, 849 nucleotides. Lineage: Eukaryota; Dinophyceae; Suessiales; Symbiodiniaceae. The record is from the annotation of a GenBank genome assembly.
AUGGCGGGCCUCGGCCGCUCCGCCAGCAGCGGCGCCCUGGUCAAUGCGGGCGCUGCGCAGAUGACGCACGUGCCAAAACGGGCGACGCAGCACGCUCUUUUCUUGGCCUCCUGGGAGGUGGCGCCGCCAUGCCUAAAGCCCGGGCAAGCCACCGCGGGGAGCCGCGCAGUCUACUCCGAGGAGGCACCAGACCCGAAGACGACCUACGUGGCGGAGCGUUUGCCGCCCAAGUCGAUGUACGGAGAGACGGUCUCGGAGCUGACCGUGAUUGAGGACUACAAGAAUCCCACACAGCCCAUCCGGCAGAAAGAACCGUCAGCGAGCUCCGUGGGACAUCGAGGCGCAGCGCAUUGGUCCUCGACCUAUAAGACCUCACACGAUGACAAUGCAAUCGUUGGGUCCGCAUAUCAUAGGCAGACAGGUCCCUCCUACCAAGCAGCGAAUCCUCCCACCUGCAUCGGUGGAGCAGGAUCGAUGAGUGCUAUGAGCGAGGAUUUUGGGGUGUACGGAUCAGAUCCACGUGACAAGGUGGACCCCUUGCUGGACCGGAUCCCCAUUCGCAAGACCGCUUUGACCAAAGGCACACCCAAGGGCACUCUGCACAUUCCAGGCUAUAACGGCUUUUUGCCCACCAACACCCGGAACCCUUACUGCGCGCGGGUGGAGAGUGGUGCCACCGCCCGCACCAAUGACAAGUCCCACAUCACGGAUCAGUAUCACAUCAACACCUUGCACUACGCGGGACACGUGCCGCUGAGCGUGACCAACGACGUGGGUCCCAUGAAUCCAGGCAACCGCUCGACGAUGAGCCGCAGCUUCCGAGCACCGAACUUGAGCGCCUUCGACUGA